UGUGAACGACGAAGUAAAGCACAGGGCAACCGCACCACAGACGGAACAAACACAGAACACCAAGCAAUCCCCAUAAACCCUGAACUAAAUACAUCCCGUGAAGAGGGGUAUGAUGGGGACCCCUGCCAGACGAUCCCCUCUCGAGCAUUCUGGGGGAGCCCGCCAAGUGUCUCUCUCUGCCCCCCAACACUACACAGCCUCCACCUGGCUGGUUAACUGUCCUCAAUAACAAUAGUCAUCAUAAAGUCCUUUAAGCGUUGGGGGCAGUCUGCACUGGUGCUGAGGCUGCUCCAGUAGCUCCUGGGAGGGUGGUAGAGGGGGGUCUGGAGCAUGUGGCUGGCUCCUGUUGUCUGGUGCUCCCCCCUCAGGUGAAUACGUGGGCUGGUGUGAUGUCCGUCUGUUCCUGUGAAGCACCACCUGGUUCCACUUACUCAGUCUCACCCUGUACAGCGCAUCUGGUCCUGCUGCCGGGUAGUACGCGAACGCUGGGUCAGCCCCCUGCAAUGUCUCCAUGUCAAAGUUAAACUCACAGGUAUGACUGAAUUAGAAGCCUCAGGGGUGGGGGAGCAUACCCCACCCUACAUGAUCUUUCUGGUGGUCUUCCUCUUCUUCCUCACUGGAUUGCUGGGCUUCCUCAUCUGCCACCUGCUCAAGAAGAAAGGCUACCACUGCCGAACCGGAGACAUGGAUGAAGAAGAGGAAAAGGAGAAAGUUGGAGGGAAUGCAGACGAUGAGGAUGAAGAGAACCAGGAUACAGUGGAGCAAAUCCUCAAAUGCAUCCUUGAAAAUGAAGCUAACAUGGAAGCCUUCAAUGAGAUGCUGGGAAACCACAACAUCUGUGCGCUCCAUGAUCCCAGGUUGCGUAAGGAGUCUAUCGGCAGUGUUCCUCCCCAUCACCACACAGUCCACUCAGGCGCAGCACACAACAACUGCCACCUCUGUGCCCAGGUUCGAUCUAAAAAGGGACGCAGACAAAACAAAACUCCCCGAUCCAAACAGCGACUUGGAGAACAGACUGUCUUCUCUGUUGGCAGAUUUCGGGUGACACAUACUGAUAAGAAGCUUAAUGGAGGUCCCAAUGCAUUAGUCAGUUCAGGGGACCAGCUGGACCAAUCCCAGGACAGUGAGGAGCGUAAAGAGGGUGGGUACAACCUGAGAAGCAUGUUCAAGGAUGCCCAACCUUCCUCAGAGAGUGCCAAUGGGCUUGCCCGAAAUGUUGGGAAGCGAAAGAAGAGUGUAACUAUAUUUGGGCUCAGGCGGGGCAGUGACCCUGUUGGAAUUAAAGGAGUGGAGGGAACAGUUGGGGAGAUCGGAGCUGUUAAAUUUGCUAUUCAGCAUCAACCUGUAGUGCUGGAGGAGUCAACACAAGGAGAGAACACUGAGCUUGUUGCUGAACCUGGUACUCAACCUGGUUUCAAACCUGAAACUGAGUUCCAAAAGAAUCAGUUACCCACUCUACUGCAACAUGAGACUGAGACAGUAGGUUCUGCUAAUUCUGCUUCUUCUCAAAGUAAGGAACAGGCACACAACUCUAGCUCUGCUCCUGGGAAUGACUCUAAUGAGCUGAGUCCUGAACCUUGUAUGAACCUAACAAUCAAACCUUGCCUUGGAAAUGCAGCAAAGUCUGCCCCCAGUUUGCUUCUUAUUCCAUCUCCAACAUCGUCCAGACGGACAUUUAAGACAACUGAGAGACAAGCAGAUGUCAAGCAUAAGGUGUUAGAAUAUGAGGAGGCAUAUGAUCCUGGACCACUACAGACCUCUACACCAACUGCCCCCAUGCCACAGUCCAUUUCAGCUUUCACUCUUCCUGUGAUUCCCAUUGGUCAACAUGAAACCUAUUCUAGCACAGGUUUUCCCAACACCCAAACUCCCCCAGAACCAAGUUCCAGCACAGAUCUGGAACUAGGUUUUGGUCCUAGUCUAGGUUUAAUAAGCUUAGGUUCAUCUCCUCAAUCUUCAUUCCCAACCAAGACCCUAUCUUCAGCUUCUUCAUUAAAAACUCCUACCUCACCCUUGGUGGUCACACCAAGCCCCAAACUAAGCUCAAGAAAUACACCAUCAGAUGUUGCAAAAACUGCCUUUCCCCCACCCUCACUCCAAGCCCCAAACUUCCAUCAAGUCGAGCAAUGUCUAGCCAGUCCUAUGGAAAAAAACAUUAGUUCAGUGCAAUCCCGAACUCCCUCCCCUGCUUUGUAUGCUAGCCCCAAUCUUGACACCAUGCCAGUAUCAUUACAAACUCCCACUUCUUCUUCAGCUGACCAGAACCCAUCCUUCAGGAGUUCACCCCAUUUGAGUUUGAAAUCAGAAAGUGUGCUCCCUGUAACAGCUAUGACCAAAAGGCAUAUGGCUUCAAGUCCAUUAUCUUCAGAUAAACUAGAGUUAGAAGGAGGUAGAAUCCCAAAGACAGAGGAAAGGACAGAAAUAAGGAGGCUUAAAACUGCUAAGCCUUCACCAGUUGAGGGAGAUUUUAAAGGUUCUGCCCUUUCCGCUCCAUCUGCUCAGCCUUCAAGCAAAAAACUGAGCAGUUUGCCUCUGUCACCUUCUAGCCCAUUGUCCCCUUCCUCGCCUGUCGGGAGCAGAAUAAGUAGUGUGACCAUUGUCAAAGCCAGCCCGGACAGCAAGAGAGAGUUUUCAGUUGUCACUAUGGUGGAGGAUGAAGAAUUGUUUACUUCAGUAAAAGACCAGAAAGGAGCCACUUUUGAUGUUGGGGUUGGAUCUAACAGCAUGGGAAUUAGUCCAGCAGUUGGUCAUGGAGGAGAGGUUUCUGUUUUAGAUGCUGGACAACCUGAGCGUCAAAGAGGAGAGACUUCUGGAUCUGAGGUUGAGCUAAUGUUAAGCCAGGAGAAAUAUGACAUGAUGGAGAUGGAAGAUAUUGGAGACUGCAAGGUGACCCAGGUACAAGAAGAAGAGCAGCUGGAGUAGGUGAAGAAGCUGCUGUUACCUCAGUUGAAAGAGGACUGAGAGGUGAAUUCUCAAGAUGGUGAAUAGUUCCAAGUGGAGUGGCAUCACUCAGCAGGAUAUAGGAAGGGAAAUAAUAGUAAUAAUGGUAGUAACAAAGUCAAACCUUUCAUUUCGUAUGUGCACUUCUUUGCGAUAAUCUGAUGGCAUCUGAACAUGUAAGCUUCAUGUCAUAAUGAAAUGUAAAAGUUGAGACAGCAAUCAUGCUAGGUCAGACCUAGAAACAUUUACGUGUUACUUUCAACAUGGCACAAAUCAGAACUACCUGCAGUAGCAUUAAUGGAUAGCACAUGCAAAAUUACAACAAUCUUGUGUGAAUUACAAAUAUUGCACACACAGUGUGGCACCCUCUGUCCUUGGCCUGGGUUUGAAUAAAACUGUGAGGAACAUAUUGACUGUCGUUACAUGUUUGAAAGAAUAAAUCAAAUACAAAUACAAAUACAAAAAACAUUAGUGUAAAAGUGACCUACAGUAUGUCAGGCACUGUUUUAAUAGACUGAUGAAGCUAGCAUUGGUAUGGAUCCCAUGUCUGAAAUGAGCUUACAAGCUCUAGGGAUGGCACCGUCAGUCAGUGCACCACUCUGAUCCAUACUAAAAUAUCUCUGCCGAUAGUUAGUUCAUGGUUCCCAAAUGAUUACUCCUACUGACUUUCAUGAUUCCUUGACUUUUCCUUUAGCACUACCAUGAGGUUAACUUGUCGGUGGACCUUCCCGGCAGGCAAGGCAGGCAGUUGCCUGGGGCCUCCAACUAAAGGGGACUCAAAAGCCACAAAUGCACUAUAAUGUUUUCAUACAAUACUUACAAAUUGCUUUAUUAUUCAAAGGAACAUAGCCUACUCUGCAAUACCUUAUAAAAAUGCUCUAAAAGCACCUCAUUUAGCAUCCACCCCACCCCAACACCUUACAGUACAUGCUAAAGCCUGACACUAUCAGAGUCCCAUAUAUGACAUAAACUCUCAGACUAGCUAAACUUCCACAGAAUAAACUCUGCAGUACUCAAAGAUAUGACUUAAGACAAAGGUUUAAAUUUUGUAUUUUAAAAUAUGAAGUGUAUUUUGAAGUUUUAUUUGAAACAAAGACCGGUGAUGUUUUAUACCAAUGACUACAGUAGAACUCUACACUAACACAGUAUAUGUCUUUUGUUCCUUCUCAUUUGUCUAUAUAGUAGAACUCACAGGCCGCAAAAGUGUUUGUCGUUACCUUUGAAAAUAUUCACUACAGUAUAUUUAGAUUUUAGGUUUUCUAAUUCCAAUGUUGGAGCAGUCUGUUUUCAGAGCACUGGCUUCUUUCAGCACAGUAUAUCUAUAUACUAUCUAACUACUACAAAAAGGUGGUCAUUCAAUAGCCUCCAACAACAAUCUAAAGACAAUUUCCAAAGAGUACACGGCAUUAAUUCAUUUCUUUUAACGACACAAUUUUAAGAAAAAUUCAAUUUGUAUUUAUGUAGUUGGGACUAUGCUGGCGUGCAGCCUAGUACACAUUCAUGCCUCAGGUCAUGGAUACAGAAACAGAAGACGUUUACUAGCCACAGUUCAAAAGUUUAAGGGCAGAGGUCAGCAUCAUUUCCUGGCCAUUAUGGGAAACUGACCAGGAGGUCUGUGGUCUGCUGUCCUAAUUUUCCUUUCACUCUGUCUUCCAUUUGCUCAUGAAUUUUCAUCUCAUUCAUCUUCAGUCUGACAUGUGAACAGAAUGUCUUCACACAAUGCACAUCUAAAAAGAUUCACUACAUUCUCUUUACUCAGGCCGCUUCAGUAUAUGUAGAUUUUUUUCAUGACCUGAUCAUAUCUGUAAGAUUUUAUUGUGACGUGUGUGUGUGUCUCUCUCUCUCCUGAUCACUAGACACAUCACGACUUCACAUGUGCUUCUGUCACCCAGAGUCAAAACUAGAGUAAAUUAAUAUGUUGUCAUUUUGAACACAGUGGGCGGACUUGUGUUGAAAAGUUCAACAUAAUCUUGUAAAUGACACUGCUCAAAGUAAAGAGGACUGUUGUUUGUUUGUUUAACUUUUGCACUAUAUCUAAAGCCAUUUUAGAAGUAUAACAAUUGACUAAAUGCACCAUAUAUCUACACUACACUGCAAAUAGGCUUUAUAGAAUAAUGUAUAGCCUAUAAAAUGUGUAUGACCUGUUCUAGCUGGACAGCUUUCAGUAGACAUACAGUAUUACAGUAUUAAACAAAUACAGAACAAUGUGAAACUGUCUAUAAUUUCAUUUCGGUAAAGUGACCUUUGAAUGUCACACAGUGGUGGAAGAAGAACUCAGAUCCUUUACUUAAGUAAAAGUAACAAUACCACAAUGUAAAAAUACUUUGUUACAAGUAAAAGCCCUGCAAUGAAAAUAUUACUUAAUUAAAAGUAUAGAAGUAUCAGCAUCUAAAUCUAGUUAAACUACUAAAGGUAAAGGUAUUCAACACAAUGGUGCAUUUAACUUUAAUUUUAGAUUAUAAUUACUGAUGCAUCAUAUUUAAAAUGUCGCAGCUGGGGAGUUAGGAGGUAUUGUUUUUUUCUUUCUUUCCUAGGGGAGUGGGGGCCUGGAAGACUUUGUUUUUAAAUGGUUUCAAACAAUCUUUGCCACUUGGCACAAUGUUAACAUGCAAAAUAAACCUCAGUCCCCGUCCUUUGGUCGAAGCAUUCAUAGUCCAUCCAUAUUAGAGCUUCCUGUCGUAUACAAAACUGUCUUUCAUUCAGUUUAUCAUUUUCAUUUCCUGGUAAUCAUUAAAAUGAUGUAUAAGGUACAGUAUACCCUUGGAAUAUCACUUUUCAAAAUCUUUGAUCUCCUUUUUCUGUUCGGCCAGAAUCCCUGUUCUACUGGCAAGUCCCAGAAAAUAGGAGAAUGAUCUGUCAUUCCACACUUCGCCAGCACAGAGCUGUUGAGGUGGACUGACACUGUUCUUUUUAAUUCUGUCCAGAAGUAACUAUUGUUGCCUUUAUGGGAAUCAAUAAUAAUUACAUUCAUCUCAUUUUUCAUAAAAUGUAUCUUCUGCCACACCAGGUAAUAAGUUUCUGUUAUGGAUGAUGGACGAUGUGUUUUUAGUGGGUACAUGUUGCUCUAAUACACUAAUGAAUUAGUGUUCCAUGUUUGCUGUCUUUUUUACCAUCUCCCACUCUAGGGGGACCUUUUACAGAAUGUAAACAUCACUUGAGGGCAGUGCAAACUGGUGUUGUAACACAGAGAAAGACUUAUUUUCAUCAAACAACAACAUGAAUAUGAAAAAGGACAAACACAGAUGAGGCCCACUGGGUUGGUUUUUCAUUCACUUUCCACUUCAGCCUCUUGUAUCUUAAUUUUAACUUUCAGCCAACAUAGCACUAGCUCUUGGUAUCUGUGUGGACCAUGAAAAUACAUGAUGUUUCUCUCACAUGGGGGCCACGGCUGUAGAGAGAACAGUUUAUUGUUAAUAGUGAGAUGUCUAAUGUUAAUGUUUAGAACCACCAGAAUUCUGUGAUUCCAGUUGGAUCAAAUCAGGGGGUUUGUGAUGAUUUUGAGAGCUGUGUAAUGUAUUUUCUCCUUGGGCCUAUAAUAUACAGUAUGUACAGUAUUAUACACAACCUGAUGUGCGAUACUUGUAAAUAGUCAGAUGUAUCCUAAAUGAUUCUAUGAAAUAAAAUGU
Monopterus albus (swamp eel) is the source of this 6566-nucleotide messenger RNA. RefSeq names its product RELT like 2 (gene rell2). The record is from RefSeq and is a predicted model, not a curated record. Gene Ontology annotation, biological process: positive regulation of p38MAPK cascade; positive regulation of cell-substrate adhesion. The coding region runs from base 535 to 2922 and encodes 795 amino acids. Lineage: Eukaryota; Metazoa; Chordata; Actinopteri; Synbranchiformes; Synbranchidae. The transcript has 7 exons.